GACAUUCGUCAUUCCGGCAGUGACCGGGUUUCAACGGUCAUCUCGGCUCGAAACGGUCUUUCGGAGUUUUGACGUCUGCGAACCACGUCUGCGUAUACAGCAGAGGAUGGAGCUGUUCAGGUCAAAGCUGCAGGAUGAAGCCCUUCACGCCGAUCCUCUGUCAGCGACGACACAAAGAAGCGGACAACUCCGCGUGAAUGACGUCCUAUAUCAAGUUCGCACGGAGGUACCUUCCAACAACCUUGCACAGCCUCAGUACGCAAUGUCAAGUAACCUUGCGGGGAGCAACGCUGCGACAGAAUUUCAGCGGAUCAUCUUCAACGCCCUGCAAACUCCAGUAACUGCUGCAACGCGCCAGCACGUCGAGACCCUAAACCAGAGUGGCGUCGCGUUCGGCCAGCUUCGAGCCCUUCCCGACGUCAGCCUUCCAGCACCUCCGCGGAGGAUUCCCUGCAAGUACUGCGCUUACAUUUGCUCCAGCGAAGACCAAUGGCGCGAGCACGUCGAGAUCCAUGGGUGGGUUACCUGCGAUAUCUGUGGGAAGCCGUGCAGAGACGAGGCCAUGGCAGCUCAUCGUCAAACCCACGCACCGCUCAGACGCCGUGCGGCCAAGCGGCUGCUGUGCCCCGUGUGCUCAAGGGUCUUCCUCAGGGAGGACACCUUCACUUACCACUUGAGAGCGCACAUAAAUCACAGUCGGGCAGCGAAUGUGAACGCUGUAGUUGCGACGCCCACUUCAUUCCCCGUCGGCCUUCCGGCACGUCCCUCGUCGACGUUCUCGGUGGCGCGUCCUUUGGCCACCGGCUUACCAUCGCCCUUCCAGGUGGAUCGUCCUGCCGUCUUCGGCUUCCCGUCGCUGGCAGAGUCCCCGCUCUGCCUGGACGACCUCGACUUUUCCUACGCUCUACAGUUCCCAUCGGAGGAGGACAAGGAGAUCUUCGAAGAGCUCUGGAAGAUGAUGAUGAACGAACUCAUGAUCACCCAUUUUGGAGGGUGGUGUCCGUUGCAGAACAUUUAAGCUCCCACGGUCGUGGCCGUGGGUGUCCCUCGUUCGUGCGACUCUCGCUGUGUCGGUGAGGAUUUACACUGCUACCGUACGCUACAAAACAAAUCUGUAUCCGUACGAGCCCCUCUGCUUUUUCCAUUUGUGACUCCUUUGACGAGCUGCGAUGUCGCAAAAUGUGUGUAGGCUACAGCGAAUAAACUGUUUCCUCAGCGCUGA
Ixodes scapularis (black-legged tick) is the source of this 1222-nucleotide messenger RNA. RefSeq names its product Krueppel-like factor 10. Lineage: Eukaryota; Metazoa; Arthropoda; Arachnida; Ixodida; Ixodidae. Gene Ontology annotation, cellular component: chromosome. The transcript is spliced from 2 exons. The record is from RefSeq and is a predicted model, not a curated record. Bases 107 to 1018 code for a protein of 303 amino acids. Gene Ontology annotation, molecular function: chromatin insulator sequence binding. Gene Ontology annotation, biological process: regulation of transcription by RNA polymerase II.